Messenger RNA from Oncorhynchus masou masou (cherry salmon), 1036 nucleotides. Its product is annotated as transcription factor LBX2. NCBI's taxonomy places the organism in Eukaryota, Metazoa, Chordata, Actinopteri, Salmoniformes, Salmonidae. The record is from RefSeq and is a predicted model, not a curated record. Gene Ontology annotation, molecular function: DNA-binding transcription factor activity, RNA polymerase II-specific; sequence-specific double-stranded DNA binding. Gene Ontology annotation, cellular component: nucleus. The transcript has 2 exons. Bases 1 to 783 code for a protein of 260 amino acids. Gene Ontology annotation, biological process: regulation of transcription by RNA polymerase II.
AUGACCUCCAGUAAAGACAUGAAGGCAGGCUCGGUGUUGCAGUCCAGCGGUGAGGAGAGGAGACGGGGUCCCUUGGACCAGCUUCCACCCCCGGCCAACUCCAACAAGCCACUGACGCCGUUCAGCAUUGAGGAUAUCCUAAGCAAACCCUCUGUGAAGAAGUCAGUUGCAAAUCUCUGUCCGCCGAGAGUUAUUGAAAAAGUGUCCGGCUCAAAUGCAGCAAGGAACGGUAUUAGCACUCCCUCUUCGCCGUUAUGCGCUCUGGAGGAAUUAGCCAGCAAAACAUUUAAAGGUCUGGAAGUCAGCGUUAUACAAGCAGCUGAAGGCCGUGAGCAUGUAAACGCCUUUGGACAGAGGCAAACCUCAAAAAAGAGGAGAAAGUCCCGGACAGCUUUCACCAACCAUCAGAUAUAUGAACUUGAGAAGCGCUUUUUGUACCAGAAAUAUCUGUCUCCGGCCGAUCGAGACCAGAUAGCUCAGCAACUGGGGCUAACCAAUGCUCAGGUCAUCACCUGGUUUCAGAACAGACGGGCCAAGCUCAAGAGAGACUUGGAAGAGAUGAAAGCAGACGUGGAGUCGCUCAAAAAAGUCCCACCACAAACCCUGCAAAAGCUAGUCAACAUGGAAGACAAUGACGACCUGCAAGGAAGCUCUGGAGCAAUAUCCCCUAGCAUCUCCCCGUCGUCACAAGGACACGGAGCAUUUCCUCAGUCCCCCUCCUCAUCCAGAGACCAAACCACGGACGAAUUCUCAGAGGAAGAAGAGAUUGAGGUGGACGAUUGACAGUAGGCCCAUGUUUUAAGAAAGCGCAUUUUUCAAAACUUUUGCACGGAUAUUGACGUUGAUAGCAGUUAAACUUAAAAGAAAAGUUUUCUUUCUCCUCUUCUCCAUUUUAAUUACAUUAAUGGGACUUUAAAGCCUUCUAGAUGUCCCCGUUUCAAUUUCACCCAUUUAUUUGAGGAAUACCUAUUUAUUUCAAUAGGUAAUGAAACAUACUUAGUGUUAAAGUACACGAUCAAGACCGCUAAGUAUGUGU